UAACGCACGCAGCUGCCGCACGGCGUGGUCGUGUGCGACGUGCUUACGCGAGAAAUUCACGGGAUUUUGGCGUGUUCGUUUAAAUAUAUUUUUAAUUAAUUUCGGUGAGUGAGAGUUCUGUGAUUAUAGUGCAUUGAAGUGCGAGGGGAGCACUGCCGACGUUACUGUAAAUGUAGUUGCUUCGAUAUGACGAGUCGCGCCCGCUGAGGUCUGGUCAGAACUCAAAAUGGCGCUGUAUCGGUGCGGGCCGACUGCUCUGGGUAGCCGCACCUCCUGGGGCCCGGUGUCGAGUCCUGAACACAAACCCUUCCCGCGCCCUCUCAGUGGGAACUUUGACAGAAUAUUCAACGCUUUCGAAAGGACCAACGCCUUCGAGUACGUCCGAAGCAACUUGGACGGCAAGGAGGAGGCUCGCCAUGUAGGUCAUGCGGAUGUAGUGGUGAACAGGAAGAUGAGCAGCAGCUACGAGAGAGCCGACUGCGCGCUGGCUGCCCAGGCUCCUUGUGAUGACGAAGACUUCUACAGAGAAAAGAUCCUGUACUCGCAGGCGAGGCAGCUGUUUCCGCUACAGGAGGACCUGGCUGACUGGAUUAAUAAGACUAUUGGCAUAACAUACCUGACCGGAGAGAACUUUCUGGACGUGUUGGACAACGGCGUGGAGCUGUGUCAGCUGGCGAGUGUCAUACAUGAGCGAGCCCGGGGCGCGCUCGACCAGGGACUCGUUGUGGGGGUGGUGCCACAGAUCCGCGGCCGCUGCUGGCAGCGCGCGGCCCGUCGCAGCUUCUUCUCCAGGGACAACACCGAGAACUUCAUCACGUUCUGCCGCGAGCUUGGAGUCCACGAGAACCUGCUGUUCGAGAGCGAUGACCUCGUUCUCCACAACCAACCCCGCCAAGUGAUCCUCUGCCUGUUGGAAGUGGCUAGACUGGCCACCAAGUUCAACAUAGAGCCACCGGGGCUGGUACAGCUAGAGAAGGAGAUCGCGAUGGAAGAGCGCGACUCCGGCCUCGACUCGGCCAUGUCUAGCGCCGCCUGGCAAUUCAGAGACAGCUCGCCCGAACCCGACAAAACUCUGGUUGAAAAUUCGGCCCCAACCCCAGAUCCAAAUGAAAGCCAAGACUCAGCGGCGGACAACGCCGACGCCGAGAGCACUAAGUCUGAAGGGACGGUGGGCAGUACUGACUCCGAUGUGCCGCUCAAACCCACCAAUGAACUCGAUAAGAGAGUGCAACUCGUGACGCGGCUGAUGGAACGCGGCUGCAGCUGUAACUCCGGGAAGUGUUCCAAGCUGCUCAAAGUGAAGAAGGUCGGAGAAGGACGCUACAACAUCGCAGGAAGGAAUGUCUUCAUUCGGCUAUUGAAGGGUCGCCACAUGAUGGUGCGCGUCGGCGGCGGCUGGGACACGCUGGAGCACUUCCUGUCGCGGCAUGAACCGUGCCAGGUGCGCCUCGUCACACAAGGACGCCGCGCAUCAGUGCUGCCUGUACCGACCACACCAGCCUCGCCUGUCACACCCGUCACGCCCGUCACGCCCCCCUCACCAGUCACCCCCGCCUCACCCGCCGCGUCUAGCAAGCACAGCAGUGGACGUAGCUCCCCUCUUCCGCCUCCACCGCGGACGUCCACUCCACGACGUCCCGCACUGUCCCUGCCGCUACGCUCCACCGCCCCGUCGUCCGCCCCCUCGUUAUCCCACAGCACGCCCUCCACGCCAAUCUCGCGCUCGGUCCGUACUCCACCCGCAGAGUUACGCAAGUCGUUGACCUCCGCAAACCUGCUCGGAGCGCCCAAGAAGUCCCGCAGCGCCAGCCUCGCGAGUGAAGGCGGUGGUGAGCGGUCCAUCCGUAAUAAGAAGAAGUCCGUGAACACCGUCGCUGCCUCGCCGGCGCCGCGCAAACUCCGCAGCCAGAGCUUGGUGCCGGCGGCUGGCGGAGCGCCGGGCGCGGCGGGGGGUGCGGUGGGGGGCGCGGCGCGGAAGGCUCGCAGUCUCAGCGCGGCGAGCGGCGGCGCCCUCACGCAGGCGGCUAUCGAGGAGAGCAUCAGACUCUCCCUGGCGGCGAGCAUGGUGGACGCGGAGUGCGCCAAUAAGCCAUUCCUCCACAUCAAGGCGAAGUACCGCAGUCCACCGCCACGGGAGGUGCCUCCCAGAUAAAUGCUCUACUUCUUAUUUUUUAGUUUUUAAAAUUUGACGUGAGUUAACAUAGUGACGCCCUAUAGUUGCAAUCGUUCUCUGCCGUCACGUUCGUGUGGAUCUCCGCGAGUAAUCUCUUUGUUUUUAUUAUCUCCUGGUGAAUAAUUUUGAGUAAUUUUGGUAAUUUUUAUAAUUGAGUGUUUUCAUUUUAGCGCGAAACCUAGUCAUAAUGGAAUUCGAUAUCGGUACCUAUGUAAUAUUUUAAUUUAAUUUAAUUCCUUCUUCUUUCUAAUAGCAAUAAUAAUAUUAAUUACUUAUUUUAAUUUUACGAUUCGUGUUCAUAUAAUUGUAAUGUUAUUUGUGAAGAUUAGUUAUUAAGUUUUAUUUAUGAAAUGCGUGUUCGGGAAUUUACUGGGAAUGGCACUAAAUAUACGCGUUUCAAUGGAAUUUUCUUAAAUGUAGUAAAAACCAUACAUAUUAUGAUACCUAGCAUUAAGACGUCACUGAAAUAGUGCGCGGAACGUGGGGCAGGUUGAAGUAGUGUAGCCCCUCGCCGACAGGUGGCCUCAAGGAACAUGAACCGUACAAAUCGUUGAGUAGCUCUUCCAGAAAUGGUAUAUUUUGAUACGAGAAUAGUAUUUUUGCACUGGACAUAUUAGAUCAUAUAAUAGCACUAUUUUUAGAAAUAGACACUGUACUGUUGCGUGUAACAAAUUAUAUCUUCAUUCUGACACCAUAGCUCUAUAUUGUAAAAUUGUUAUAAGUAGAAAUCUUAAUCAGUUCAAGAAAUGCUGUCAAUAUAAAAUUAUUGAUAUGCAACAAAAUAAAUUUAAGGUUACAAUUUAGUCACACCGGUGUUACCAUGAUGCCUUUUUGAUAAAGUAUUUUGAUAAAUUUUUUUAGAAAUACACUAUCAUUCAACACUUGCUUUCUUAGUUCAAUUUCACCUUUUAUCUCUAACAACAGUGCUCUAGGCUCUUUACCCACAAUAAAAGUAUAAAAUUAAUAAAGUUUUUCAAGAAAUUAUCUUUGCAAUAUCAAUAUCUUUUUCGUUUUCCUUUUAUUCUAAAAACACUUCAAAAUUUGUAAUUCUUUACGAAUGAAAGGUCUUCCAAUUUUCCUAUCGACCACCAACGAACUUUAUAGAUUUUUGGUAAUAAUUAAUAUAGACAAUAAAUCCCAUACGAAAAUUAACUAAUCAGAAAAAGUUACCACUCUUAAGUAUUUUGUUUUUAUAUUUAUUCUGUUUGAGAGGAUGUAAAUUCUUAAAUAUAAAAUGUAUGUAUUCAAUGAGCUUAGCACUUUUGUAAUUUUCUUAAAUAACGAUGAACCGACCACUGCCACUCGUAAUGUGUUGUGCCAACAGUUUAUGUAUGGUUGAUAAUAAACUUUUUGUAAUUCUGUAACAGACUUUCAAUUAGCUGAGUAUUUGAAAUUACAU
Molecule: messenger RNA, 3572 nt
Organism: Bombyx mandarina (wild silkworm)
Lineage: Eukaryota; Metazoa; Arthropoda; Insecta; Lepidoptera; Bombycidae
Gene: gas2
Product: growth arrest-specific protein 2
Biological process (GO): actin crosslink formation
Cellular component (GO): actin filament
Molecular function (GO): cytoskeletal adaptor activity; actin filament binding; microtubule binding
Source: RefSeq, a predicted model, not a curated record